Colletotrichum graminicola M1.001 is the source of this 1755-nucleotide messenger RNA. Its product is annotated as major facilitator superfamily transporter. The record is from RefSeq and is a predicted model, not a curated record. The transcript is spliced from 4 exons. NCBI's taxonomy places the organism in Eukaryota, Fungi, Ascomycota, Sordariomycetes, Glomerellales, Glomerellaceae. Gene Ontology annotation, molecular function: transmembrane transporter activity. The coding region runs from base 1 to 1755 and encodes 584 amino acids. Gene Ontology annotation, cellular component: membrane. Gene Ontology annotation, biological process: transmembrane transport.
AUGUCGGCUCCCAAAGAUGACAUCGUUGUUACUCGCGUGGACCGGGAUGUUCACAACAAGCCCAUCAAUGAGGCAACAGAAACGACGUCGCUGCUGAGUGCGGGCGCUCCCGACGGCGACAGCUCUUGCAAGGAUACAUGGCCUGGCUACGCCGACUUCGAGGGCUUGCCGUGGUGGAAGACACCAUCUGUUUACUGGCUUCUCGUCCCGUAUGCCCUCUUCACCCUGGCCUUUGGAGGCUCUUUGGUGCCCAAGCUGAAUUUAAUCGUCGACUUGGUUUGCCAGCGCCAUUUCGCCGACCAGACGGUCCUGGACCCGGCGUUCGUCUACACACCCGUAAUCCUUGGCGCCGAUAACCCCCAGUGCCUUAUUAAGGAGGUUAAGAAGCGCGUUUCCAUGUUUACCCUGGCCAUGAACCUCAUCACCGGAAUUUUGUCCGCCAUCACCGCGCCCAGGUUGGGACAGCUGUCCGACCGAUAUGGCCGAAGAAAACUCCUCGCCCUGGCGUCCUGCGGCGGCGUCGUGGCCGAGUUGACCGUCAUUCUAUGCGCCAACUUCCCAUGGACUUUUCACUACAACUGGUUGCUCCUCGGCGCCGUCGCUGACGGACUGACAGGAUCUUUCACGGCCGGUAGUGUGCUCAUCAAUUCGUAUACGAGUGACUGUACCCGGCCCUCCCAGCGUGGCGUGCGCAUCGGCUACCUCCACGCCUGCCUGUUUACGGGUCUGGCUUUCGGACCGCUAUUGACGGGCUACUUCGUCGCCUGGACCGGCACCCUUCUCUCCGUCUUCUACGUCACUAUGGGUUGCCAUAUCUUCUUCAUCAUUUUUGUUGGGUUCAUCGUUCCCGAGUCGCUCAGCAUCAAGCGCCAGCUGCGCGCCCGCGAGAAGCACGAUCAAGAGCAGAAGCCUGUGGUGAGGGGGACUUGGUCGACGCUCAAGGCCGCGAACCCGCUGGCCCCUCUCAGGGUCCUUUGGCCCACAGGCAAGGGUACCUCGUCGAGGCUGCGUCUCAACAUCAUUGCCCUCUCCUUCACCGACAUGAUCUUCAUCGGCGCGGCGAUGAGCGCAGGCACCGUCAUUCUGCUGUACUCGGAGUCCCCAGAGGCCUGGGGUUGGGGCACCUUGGAGAGCUCGCGUUUCAUCUCGGCCGUGUCCAUGGUUCGUGUCGUGGCGCUCCUCGUUGUUCUCCCUACCAUCAACUACGUCUUCCGUCUGAGGCCUGCGGCCUACCGGAGAAGGGUCUCGGGUGUCUCAUUAGUGGAAGGAAACCACGGCGCCGACACUGUUGACUGCUGGAUUCUGCGCUUCUCAUUGCUCUCGGAUGUCACCGGCUCGCUGGGCUACAUUUUCGCUAGGAAUGAGGCCAUAUUUGUGCUCUCCGGUAUGGUGACGGCUUUUGGUGGGCUCGGCAGCGCGACGAUCCAAGCAGCCAUCACAAAGCACGUGCCUGCUGAUCAGGUGGGACAGCUUUUGGGUGCUAUCGGGGUCCUCCACGCUUUGUCGAGGGUGUUGGGUCCCAUCGCUUUCAACACGCUCUACUACGCGACAGUUGGUGUGUUUGACCAGGCCAUCUUUGUCCUCCUCGCGUCCGUGUUUGGUUUGGCUUUGUUGGCAAGCUUUGUUGUACGCCCUGGUGUGUACCUCGAGGAGACGUAUGAGCCUGUGCCAACAUCGGAACCGCAAUCCAGCGUCCAGGCCAGCUCGGAAGCGCUGGAGGUGUUGACGGAGGACGAAUUGAUAUUCACCAACUGA